AUGCAAUGGAAUGUAUCAAGGUCUAUAUUCCGACUGGCACAUAGGACAUGCAUGGAACCACACUGUCAAAACAUAAAGGGACAAUUACUUUUGUAUAAAGCUGAAUCCAGAGUAGUUUUGGUACAGGGCCCUCAAAAACAAUGGCUGCACUUAUCAGCUGUCCAAUGUGUUGCAAAGGAAAAGAAGCCAUUUACUGCUCAUCCACCCCAACCGGGGGUCCUUCACCAUCAACAGUGGGAGCAAGAUAUUUUAUCCAAGAGGGUUAUAUCAUCCAAUGCCACAUCCCCAGGAACUCCUUCGGAAAGAAAGGAAGAGCCUGAUCCUUUACAAGACAAAUCUAUUAGUCUUUAUCAGCGAUUUAAGAAAACAUUUAGACAAUAUGGAAAAGUUUUGAUUCCAGUACAUCUAAUAACUUCUGGUGUUUGGUUUGGAACAUUUUAUUAUGCAGCCAUAAAAGGAGUGAAUGUCGUUCCUUUUCUAGAACUCAUUGGGUUACCUGACAGUGUAGUAAACAUUCUGAAAAAUUCCCAGAGUGGAAAUGCCCUAACAGCAUAUGCCUUGUUUAAGAUCGCAACACCUGCCCGAUAUACCGUGACUUUGGGAGGAACCUCCUUUACUGUGAAGUAUUUGCGUAGUCGGGGCUACAUGUCAACACCACCUCCUGUUAAGGAGUAUCUGCAGGACAGGAUGGAAGAGACCAAGGAGCUUCUCACAGAGAAAAUGGAAGAAACAAAGGAUAGACUCACUGAAAAAUUACAGGAAACCAAAGAAAAAGUUUCUUUUAAGAAAAAAGUGGAAUAG
Puma concolor (puma) is the source of this 801-nucleotide messenger RNA. RefSeq names its product mitochondrial inner membrane scaffold 1 (gene MIMS1). The record is from RefSeq and is a predicted model, not a curated record. Gene Ontology annotation, cellular component: mitochondrion. NCBI's taxonomy places the organism in Eukaryota, Metazoa, Chordata, Mammalia, Carnivora, Felidae.